Molecule: messenger RNA, 5109 nt
Organism: Monascus purpureus
Lineage: Eukaryota; Fungi; Ascomycota; Eurotiomycetes; Eurotiales; Aspergillaceae
Source: the annotation of a GenBank genome assembly
AGACGCGGUGCUUGACCUCCAUUCUUCGUCGAGACAGCACAUCCUGCCGCUAGAGCCCAUAUCAACCAGCACCGAUGGACCAAUGGCCCAGGACCAAUCCCCCGCCUGUUAACAUAUCCCGUUCUGAAUCCUGCCUUGUCCGCCUUCCAGACGCCGUCACUGGCUUGAUGAACUCUGGCCUCGUUGGGUCUGAAGUUUGUGGGUUGGGCCUCGUGGUGCCGUGAAAUCCAUCACACGAUUCUCCUUGUUCCUUCCUCUCCUUAUUAUGGACACCAUGCGUCAGUCUUGCCGGCCAAAACACCAGGUCCUAAUCCUUAAAUGUUAUCCCAAGUACCAGAAGGGUGUCCAGGAAGUCAAACCGAACUCUAGUGAACUUUCUUACUUGCUCUACUAUGCUAGUACGCGCCGUAGUAAGCUGACCAAGGUCGGCGCUUUCCUGGAGAAGAGAGCGGCAAGGGAUGUCUGGAGACGGCGACUGGGGAACGUUCAAGUUACGCUUCAGAUCCUCUCCGCUCUUAUUGAAAAAGUACCGCGUGACUUGCCCAUCUACGCACGAUCCGUCCUGACAGUUAUCGAGAGCGUUCUUCGUUCCAAUGAGAUAUCCAUAGUGGAAGACUCGAUUUCGACAUUCGAGACGUUCUGUCGGUACCAGGAUACAGCUUCCCUGGCGGCUGAAGGGGACUUUGCAACUCACUACCGCGAAGUUGUACAGCUGUACGCGGAAUUCGCGGAUCCCAACCCAUCAGUCCAAGCACGGGCACCAUUAAGCCCCCAAGUCGCCAUACGCUGGAGGAAUGCAGGGCUAAGGGCCAUAAUGGGCGUGGUCGGCCCUGGAGGUCUAAGCGACGGAGAGGAUUUGUUGAGGAUCGUUCUGCCAGUUAUUCUGAAGAACCUGUACACUGGCGAGGAUGAUAUCCUUGUUUCCCUUCAGUUACAGCUGCAAAGCUUAGAAAAUAAGGAGUUUGAUGAGGUGCAGCAGCUCAGAAAGAGCUCUACAUCAUCGCCACCCGCAGAAAAGCCUGAUGGCGAUCCCGCUCUCGCGUCGCAGACCGCGGCUGAUGCCGACAGAAAGGCAGACAUGGAGGCUAGGCUUCUCGCUCUGCGCUGCCUGGAGCGGAUCGUCGUUUCGGGCAGCACCCGGGGUCAAAUUCGCGCCGUGACCACCAUUGUACUGCAAUUCAUAACAAGCAAGAGUCCCCUUCCAGAUGGUGACCGUGGCCUGGCCCCAGAGUUGAACUCAAGGGGUAACUGGGCCACUUCACUUAUCGAGCUCGUCGCUAAAUGGUGUCCCGUCCAAAUCCGGUUUGUGAUUGGAGUCACCGCCAUGGAAGAGCUGCUGAACACCGACCCUGCGGACCUAGAACGGUCGUCUACCCUGGCCUGUAUGGUCGACUGGCUGUUAAAAUCCCCUGUGAACAUGAUUGGACUCAGCGUCAUGGAUGUCUUGCUCGGUCUUCUGCAAUUUACGCUGCGUCAACUAAAACCGCAGCAAUCCAUGAAUGGCCAUGUCUCCGAAAAGUAUCGGAGCCCAGGUGCCGCUCAAAGUCAACUACUCGCUCUUCUUGAACAGUGUAUCGGGAGUCUUGCAACGCAUAUUUACUAUGGCGAUCAAGUUGCAGAUAUGAUCAGAGCUAUCCUAGUCCGUGUUCAAAAUCCCGGGAGCCCCGAAAGUCCACCAACAUCUACACCGGAUGCGCAACCCGGCUCUCUUGAAACAGGCAGCAACAGCGCUACGAUCAUCCAAAAAGAGAGCAGAUUCAACUUCCCCUCUGCGAGAGUCACGGCCCUUAAGGCUGUCAAGAACAUCCUUGUUGUUGCCAAUCUGAGAAGGUUUGUGGUCGCAGGGGGGGUUGAAUCCAGGAAAAGGGUUGGCGUCUAUGUAUGGGAAGGUACACAAUGGUUGUUGCACGUUUCGGACCAAGAUGUUCGUUAUGCCUACGUUGAUGCGUUCUUGACCUGGUUGAACCUUGAAACGAAGAACGACACAAGGCUGCUGAAGACUGAUAUGGAGAAACAUCCCAAAUUGUUACGCAAGCGCGAGAUGUCAGAUAUUAUGGAGACGCCAGGGACGCGAGCUGUGCCAGCAAAUCCAGAGAAGGCACAAGCUAACUGCCUUCGCCUGUUCCACCUGACCAUCUACGAAGUGGCACUGGAGUCGCCGACAAAGGCCUCCGAAUUUGCACUCCUUCACCUUGUUUUGGUAGGCCUUAUAGAGCACCUUGGCGUGAAUGCCAUAAGAUUCGGACUUCCCAUGAUUCUCCGACUGCAGGAUGAUAUGGCUUCCGUGGGUACACUUGCCGCUAUCGUCAACAUAGGAAGCCUGGUCUACGGAUACCUCUUGGCUUUAUGUGAGAGGUUCGAGCUCAAUCACUCGAGGAUCGGCAUGGAGAUUAACAACGAAAUCGAGAAAAGAAAGAGGAAAGGCGUUUGGCUCGAAGAAAUUCAUCUGCCUCCACUCUCUCUGGACAAAAUUGUACCUGGUGUUGAGACACAGAUCAAUGGUUCUGCCCCAGGCAACGCGAAUACAUUAACGCCAUUUCGGUCUGCCGAUGAACUUGUCCGUCAAAUGGAGCAAGCGUACGUCUCAGGAACACGCGGCUCUCAAAGCCCGUCCGGUUCCUCUAGAAGAGAUUCUACUGCUCCGAUACUGAGUCGUGCGGUCACGGGAAAUGAAACGCGUGGUUUCCCUGCGGCCAUUAAAGAACAGAUGCUAUCGAGCUGGUCAAAAGAAGCCUGUAUGGCAGCUAUUGAAAGCGACAGCACGACAACAAAGAGUGGUUCCAGAAACGAAACGUUGACUAUCAGAAACCGCGCUCAAGAGAAUGGAGCCAUGAAUGGUAGCAUAAGCUCCAGAAUGUCAUCUCACAGAAGCGUUCCGGGAGUCUAUGUGUCUGAUACUGCGAAUGGCCGUCGUAACUCGCGGCGUAUGAGUUUACCUAACGACUCUGGCUCACUGACCUAUAGUUCCAGCAGGGACUCCCCAGUUCGCUUCGAUGAGUUAAGGCGUGCUCUCGCAGUGAACAGGGAUUCUAAGCCUCGACGACUGAGUCCCUUACGAGGCCGACUUGAUCCUUCGACCAAGAGUAUUAUUUCAUCAAGCAGUGAGAGCAUGGUCAGUGGUGCCUACUCGUUAUCCGAACUCGGUGAAACGCAGUCCCUGGAAGAUGGUGAAACCCCAAAAGCGUCGGCAAUAAGACUUCCAUCAAAUGGAACCCAAGCGGAUCAGUUCACAAAUGAUAUUGAUUCAGAAGACGAUAUCCCGCCGGUGCCACCAAUACCAGCCUCCCUCACCAACAUUCCUGGCGGUUACCCCAGUGACACUGGUCUACCUCAGUCAUACAUGGGCCGUCCUGUGACUGCACCAUCUCCUGCCCAUCAAAGACGCCCCUCUAGGUCUUCCAUGAAAGGAAAGCUGAGCGGCCUUUCCACUCCUCGCCCUACCACUUUGAGCAAACGCAGAAGUCUGUCGAGCACUAAAGUGACUGCUACCGAUAAUGAAGCCGAUGUCACCUCCCCACCAAACGGUCUCCAGGGAGAGGGUGAAGGCACCUUGGAACCCAGAGAGCGGGACGAGCUUCAAAAACUCCUGAACGGAUUCUUAUCUCCUCGUUCGAACGGAACAACGAAUGGUGAUUCUGCGUAUUUGCCCGUGCCUCAACACCUGGGAUUCCGUGGCAGAGGGCAAGGAGGCGGCAUUGGGAGACCGCCUUAUUAACUUCAACAGUUUACAAACAUUGCGAUAUUUGUUUGAGAAUUUUAAGAAUCUUAUUUUCUUGGAUUUUUUUGUGGGAUGUUUUAUGUAUACUAUUGUUCUAAUAUUUUCUGCAGUUGAAGAGCAAGGCGUUUUUUAUUUCUCUUCUUGCCCCGUCUUUGUCUUUAAAUCUGUUGACAAUAAAUAACUCCUAUAAAAUGAAAUUUUAUACAUUCCAUUCCAUAACACCUGAAUAAUAAUGCUUCAUAGAUACAGAUUCCGGAUUGAGACUAAUUAGCCCUGCUUAACGAAAGAGAAGCCCGUAUCAUCGUCACCAACCCGAUGAUGCCCCAGAAGCUCAACAUCAACAGGGCCGAAAAAUUUCCUGUAUGUCUCCUCCAGCAGCGAAUCCGUCAGCUGCAUAUGACUACCAGGAACAGUGAGAAAGUCCAGCUUCCCCCUCUCGUCCAACGAGCGCAACCCAAUCCAAUCCUCUGUAUAGAGCGGCCGUUCAUUCAACAUCAUCACCCUCCCACUGGUAGCAUUAACCUCCGCAAACCACGAACUCUCCUUCGGAUUAACCGUCUGAUCCUCCUCAAACAUAAACAUAGCAAACCGAUUCAAGCCCACCAUAUUCUCCCGAUACGUAACGUUCUUCACAUCCCGCUCAUUAUUAAUAUCCGCCAGAAAAUUGCUAUGGAGGAGAUAAUCAUCCAGUUCCUCAGGGUCCCGGAAGUACUGCGCAGGAACGAGCCGCGACUGCACGAAGUCCGACCACAGACCGAAUCGUAACAAUGACUCGCCAGAUCGACAGAGCCAGUCUGUGGGUGCGCAGUCGUAGAAUUCCGCGAUGCCGUUAUGCGGGCUGCCGAAGGUGACUAGGUUAUGCACGCGGGGGAAAUUGCAGCGCUCGACGUAGGCGCGGAGGAACUGGCCACCCUGUGAGAAACCCAGGGCGUUCACGGCGGGCGCGGUGCGGAGGAUUGGAUCUGAGGAGAGCUGGUCGCAGACGUCUGCGAUUUGGGUCGUUAGGUUGCCUAGGAAGGUGGCUUGGCGAUCGCCGGAGGGGGUGGAGGAGAGGCUUAUGAGGUGGACAUAGGUGCCUGGGUUUACGGAUUCAGCGAGCGCAGCGGCUUCCUUGAGGCCGUCUCGGGAGAAGUCAUCUCCUAGGCCGUGCCAGAUUAGAAGUGGGAGAGGGGUGGUUGUUGCUGUUGAUGGUGAUGAUGCGGUGGUGGUAGGAGGAAGGCCGGGGACAGCGGCGGAGAAGGCGGACGCGGUAAGCAAAGAGAGGAUGCUGGUCAGGUAAAGCAUGGGUGUCUAGGAUUAUGGUCAGGACUGUUUAAUAAGUCAUGUAUGUUUGUUUGACCAGAAACAAGUAGAAAGGCAGCGGGAUGUUGGAUGGAAUAGGCUGUAAUGAG